Klebsormidium nitens is the source of this 4285-nucleotide messenger RNA. NCBI's taxonomy places the organism in Eukaryota, Viridiplantae, Streptophyta, Klebsormidiophyceae, Klebsormidiales, Klebsormidiaceae. The record is from the annotation of a GenBank genome assembly.
GUGCGACCUGAUCGGGAUCAUUCGCAGAGCUGCGGAAGGGGCCAUGGCCUAUUCAAGUUGGCAUCAUGAAGCGGCAACAUUCUGGAGGGUUGGGGGCCCGGGAAUGACAUUCGGAUGACUGCCUCUUCAUCUCCACCUCUAUUUGGGUUGUGGUCUCGUCGCACCACCCACCUUGCAUGCGCUUGUGAGACCAGCUCCCGGCGGGACGAAGAUUUGCAGCAGGGGGAGGAGGCAAGGGCUUGACGAGGAUGUAAGGGAAAAGUUGAAGCUACCCGGCCGCUGGUUUGUGCUCUCUAUUAAGCAUAGAGUACUACAGGCAACCGACAGCUGGAAUGGGCCGCCUCUCGGCAAAGAUGCUUCUCGAAAUGUGGGUAGAAGGAUCGUCGUGGCUGCCAAUGAGCAGAGCUGCUGAGUGCACCUUGAUAGGCGUCGCACCGCAAGAGCUAAAUGAGGGCACGACGCUGCGCUGAUUGGCGGCCCCUUCUGGUGGCCUGCUCAUUGGUUGAGUUCUUGCGCCGAUCUGCUCUCACAUUUCGCAACCGCAUCGACGACCAAGAGCUUGGAAUACAGAGGAUCAUAUUGUAAGGUUCAUGCCAGCUGUCACCAUUCUGCUGCUCCUUACUGGGUUAGCUAUGUAGCGCCAGCUAUGGGUGGCUGGUAACCUUAGAAAGUUUCUUUUACCGCUGUCCCUCGCCAAUCGGUUCCAGCCCGUAAAGAUGCGCAGUGGUGGGGGUUGGACAGAAUGCAAGCCCGAGGCGGAGGAAACCAGAGCGCCAGUCGUUCUACCCCCCCUGAAGGGAUGAUGAAUCCUAAUGUGGGCCCACCGGGCACGAAAUCUGCCCAGGCCUCCAAAAAGGAUGAGGGGGUUGGUGCUGGGGUCACCGGUGGUGCAACGGUUCCCCCCGCAGAAUACAAGUCCACCAGAACGAUCUGGACCCCGGAGGAGGACCGCAAGCUGCGGGAGCACGUGGGAGCCCAUGGGACGCAGGGCUGGUCCCGAUUUGCAAACACCCUCGCGGACCGCUCCGGCAAGCAGUGCCGCAACCGGUGGUACCACGUACUCGACCCGGAGCUGUCACGUGAAGAGUGGACAGAGGAAGAGGAGCAGAUUCUGGUGGACUUGCAUCGGAGGAUUGGAAAGAGGUGGGCGCUCCUGGCGCGUCAGAUCAAGGGCCGGAGCGAAACCGCUGUCAAGAACCACUGGAACUCGGUGAACCGAACCAAGAACCACCCCCCCCGCAACGCCCGCUCCAGUGUCCUCCUAAACUACCUGUUAACCCUCCAACCGGCCAGCCCUCACCAACAAGCGAUUAGCGACUCGACCCCCUCCGCUAGCGCAGAAGAAGCCCGCCAGUCCUUCUCGGCCCCCCUCCCCAAGGAGCCCUCCCGUUCCCUUCCGGGGGGUCUCGUCAGGGCCGAAAGUCUCCCCCUACCGGAGGGGAAACGGAAGUCGCCACCGAAGGACAUCACUUCAGAAGGGGGCCUCGGGAGGCACGUGCUCGAGUCCCCCCCUAAGCGUCAGAAGGGAGGGGAAGCUCUGCCCCGGGGGGGUAAUGACGCCCCUCGUAGGCACCCCCAGCCGCAGAAGAGUACCCCCCUGCAGGGAACCGGGCUUGCUCCGGACGAGCCCACAGAAGCACGGGACCCGUAUUUGGGUCUCCUGUACCCGGGGGAUCCCUUCUCUUCGGGGGCGUAUCCCAGGGGGUUGGAUCCCCAGGAUUGGGCCCGGUUGACUGGGGAGGGGGCCCGAGCCGCCAACCUGGAAGCGGAGUGGUUGCUCGGGGGACUUCGAACCGGAAAUCCCUCUGGCCAAUCGCUUUGGGGGGGCAGGACCGGUCCCGAGGGUGUUCUCGAGACGGCUCUUGGCGCCGCCUACGAUGGGCUGUCCGAACCGGGGGAGGACGGUGCGCGGUUCCGGAUUCCAGACACGCUGUUUUUGCCCCGACAACGCCACUCGUCGCGAGGCACGGCGGUCCCUCGUUCCAGGGGGCUGGAUCCAGCGGACCUGUCCUUGCAGAGCGCGUCGGGACUGCUCGCCGGAAAGGCGGACGAGCGCUUUUCGGGGGGGUGGGCCUCUUCGUUGGUUUCCGGCCGGGGGGAACGAACGAGGCAGGAAACGCGCGCCCCCGAUGCCCCCCCCGACAAGAAGUGGCCGGAGUCGUCCGGCCAAGCGUCGCAGCUGACGCUGGAAUCGAGCCCGACUGGCGUUCUGGGGGGGUUGGGUGGGGCGGAGUUCCAACCCCCCUCGGACGAGGCGGUCACGGAGUUCUUGCAGCGCUGGAAGGCGAACUUUGACAAGUGGGGGGGUGAGGACGCCCCGGUUCUGGGGGGGGGCCGGCGGAUACCUCCGGCCCAGUCAGCGAUAUCGUCAAACUCGGGGACGCGAGGAGAGUCGCACGUGUCAACUCUCCGAACCGAGCCCCCCGAACUGACGGACACUCUCGGGUCCCGCCCCGUGCUUCAGCAACCUGGCCGGGGAAUGGCACCGCCGUUCAAUCCGGGACUUUACCGGAGCUUAGAAGUGGCCCCUCGCCAGGCAAUGGCGCCUUUCCCUGGAGCGCAGCACACCCCGCUUGGUAACGUGACGUGGCGGCAAAACCAGGAGUUGGGCGGGGGUCUUUUUGACGCAUCGCGGGGGGGGCUUCCAACGCAGCCGCGAAGCCUCGCCGCUGGCCUCCGGGAAGCGGACCUUUUUCCACGGUACGUUGAAUCGGGGAGUGAUGUGCCGGAGAUCCCCCGGCUGAGCACGGACCAGCUGUUGUUGCUGCUCGAGAGCUACCGGAGGCUGGACGCGGUGGAUCCCCCGGGGGGGCUCACGGGCGUACCGGCGUCGUUUGGAGGAUCCCUCGAGACGGGCCGAGGGGAGCCGCAGAGUCGCCGGCACGCGGAGGCGGAGCAGCUAGCGACCGCCCGCAGCUUGACCCACUUAGAGCUAACCGGCGCCUCUAACCCGAACCCGGCGCCAGACCCUAGUGCGCCCGGGGGUGGGGCAAGGUCCCCGCGGCGGGGCGGGAUAGCCCGCGAGAUUCAGAUUAGCCCUAACCUUCCAAUGUCGCUUGCUGGAUUACCUAACUUCCCCCGGUAUGGGGAAGCCUUAGCGGCGGGCCGCUCUAACCAGAUUUUUCCGACGACUCUGGCGAUGACCCCUAACAUUAGCUUUGGCGAGCAUCUGAGCCAGCUGGCCUCCAUCGCUCCGGCGCCCAACUUCCAGUAUUUUCAAAGCGACCGGCCGCUGUACCGGGCCGGCCACCAGGCGCCGGCAUUGCCUUUCCUAACCCAUCAGGGUGACUUGUCCGCACUGCCCGGGGGUGUGUACCGGGCACUAGGGCCCGACCCGGAAGCUAGAGUACCUGCGGCGGCAUUCGCGCCGGCGGACGACGCCGGGCGGAGCGCCUUAAGCGAGCAGCAGCGAGUAGCUAGAGCGAUGCCCGCGAGUAGCGCGUUGUGGGGCCCGUCGAUGAACCUCCUGCGCGACGAGAGCCUCCCGGAAAGCAGAAGCGCCACAUCCGGGGUGGCCACGUCAUCGGAGCUUCCGCCGAAGCCGUCCGGAAACGAGGCGGAGAACAGUGCCGGCGGGAGCGUGGUACCGGAUAUGUGGGACGCAACAUUUUUGGGGCCUUGAAGUGGGUGUAAACGGAAAGUAGAACUUGCGGUCUGGGAAGACCUGGGUGUAAGCCGAGUGUUGAUCCUUCCGGACGGCGAGCCUUAGGAAAUGCCCAUUGUCAAAGGUUGUCAGGCAGCGCCGGGUUCAAGUGUUGUCGUCAAACCGGUACGCCCAUUCUGAGGCAAUCAGCCUCCGGGUCCUAAGCUGCUUUUACGGGUCCGGCCAAAGGUAUUUUGAUUUGCUUGUCUUUCAUAAAGUCCGUGGAGUUACUUGUAUGUGCACGCUAGGUGCUUAGCUCAGACCAGGUUGAGCUGCAGUUGAUUGGUUACAAUCUCUAACAAAAGGUGUAUGUCGUACAACAGGUUUCGUUGGUCUAUUUACUCACUCCGCUAACCGUAAAUAACCCCCGCGUCAAUGCUAGAUUGACGUGGACAUUGCAUCGAGCUGAUCACGAACCUAUGCAAAACGGCCGUCCGACUUGAACAUAAUAAACAUAUCCACAUAGUUGUCAAUUUUAGGGUAGUGGUUAUAGCCAGUUGAUUGUAAAGUAAUUUACAAUGAGAGCUUCAAUUGCAGAAUAUCUAAAGCAAACUGGCAAGUGACCCAUAAAUGAUACAUUGCUUAUUGAUUUGUACACAAGAUCGCCAUUCGUUGAGUCUAGAACCUAAACUUCUCUUUUCC